Pecten maximus is the source of this 5591-nucleotide messenger RNA. Its product is annotated as arylsulfatase I-like. The transcript has 14 exons. Bases 749 to 2380 code for a protein of 543 amino acids. Lineage: Eukaryota; Metazoa; Mollusca; Bivalvia; Pectinida; Pectinidae. The record is from RefSeq and is a predicted model, not a curated record.
UCUGUAUAUGUGUGAACGACCUUCAGGACGAGGAACGCGUGUGUAUGUGUGUAGGGCACGUACACAUAACAGACGCAUUUUGACCAGGGGUCAUUGAGUGGAGAGGACCUGCCUACCCGAUAAAAAGCAACGCGCUGUCAGUUUGUGUAGUAGUGAGAAAGGUGACACGUUACCAGGCACACAGCUGAUCCUAGUGUACUAUUUAUAUAUACAGGAUACUCGCUUAUGUAUUUAUGUUUGUAAAUAGUGACUCAUCAUAUUUACUGUUGCUGUGAUUUAUUAGGUAAAGUGCAUUUAUUUGCACAUGUCUUCACAUGACAAAGCCGACUUGUCAGUCGGAGUUUUAAAAACAAUCAGAGAAUCCAAACGAGGACAUUGACAUGCUUGGGACGGAAAUGUUCGCAUCGACUCCGGGAUUGUUGUCUGAAACUAUUUCAACUUUAACUCGCCACAAUUUAAAGACGACGUUUCAAUCGAUAAUUUCCACAGCUUUUAAGUUACAAAGAAGUAUUUAAAGGCUUAAACGACAAUUUAAAUAGCAUGCAAGGCAAUCAAUUACAUAGUGCUGAGACUGCAAAUCGUUAUUUGUUUCCAAAUUAAAAAGGAAGGGGAAAUUCUUGGAAAUCGCGUUGAAAACCGCAUUUGGUGCGAGAAUCUCGUUUGUCCUUGUGAGUUUUGUCACAGUCGUUUUAUAACAACGCGAGUUCAGACGAGAGACUUUUUACGACAGAAACACACCAGGAGGACGAUGGCAAGUGUUUCGUUAUAUCGAGUGUUCGUUACUACCCUUGUGACGAUGUCUUUGUGGAGUACGUCUGUAGCGAAAAAGUCAAAACCACAUAUCAUCUUCAUCGUAGCAGACGACCUUGGAUGGAAUGACGUCGGCUGGCAUAACCGAUACAUGCGGACCCCCACUAUUAACCGUCUGGCCAGACACGGGGUGAUCCUUAAUUCAUCUUAUGUCCAUCCAACGUGCACACCAUCGCGGAGCAGUAUCCUCACCGGAGUAUAUCCUUUCCGUUUCGGACUACAGAAUGGUGUCAUCAGACCUGCCGAAGCUAAACAUCUACCCACCAACUAUCCAACACUGCCGGAAAAACUGCGGGACGCGGGAUAUGCAACGCACAUGAUCGGAAAAUGGCACUUAGGGUUUUGCAACUGGCGGUAUACUCCUACACAGAGGGGCUUCGACAGUUUCCUGGGCUUCUACACCGGGGCGCAGGACUACUACAAACAUACCAGAGAAAAUGGUUACGAUUUCAGAUUCAACGCGUCAGUUUACCAUCCCCCGAGAAAACAAUAUUCGACGAAAACCUAUGCGGACCGUGCCGUGGAGGUAAUCCAGGAGAAUCGGAAAUCGGAUAAACCUCUCUUCAUGUACCUGUCCUUCCAGUCCGUCCAUACUCCACUACAGGUGCCAAAGAAAUUCCAAUCACUGUACAAGAAUGUGAAGAACAAGGAGCGGAGGAUAUAUAAUGGGAUGGUAACCGCUAUGGAUUCUGCUAUAGGAACAGUUAUAGCUGCCCUUAAAAAGUAUAAAUACCUACAGAACUCAAUCAUUGUCUUCACAACUGAUAAUGGAGGAGCUGCCCACGUAGCUGGAAACAACCUUCCUCUGAGGGGCUCCAAAACCACACUAUGGGAGGGUGGUACUCGGGCAGUGUCCUUUGUACUCGCCAAGAAAUACCAGAAGCGGAAGAGCAUUAUUCACGAUGGAUUGUUCCAUGCAGUCGAUUGGUUUCCCACACUUCUGGCGGCGGCUGGUGUGAAAACAAAAGGGAUGGAUAUAGAUGGUAUGAACCAGUGGCCUAUGCUGAAGGGAAAGCCGUCCCGACGGAAGGAGUUUGUCUACAACAUUGACUCCAGUAGUGGCUUAACGGUGGCCGCCAUUAGAUAUGGAGAUUACAAGCUGAUCCAGGGAAGUCCCGGAAAAUACAAUGACUGGUAUCGGAUCCCAAAGGGACCAGCUAAAUGUACCAAGUUCAAGGAAAUGGACGACGAAGAAGAAGAGGACUUUUUCAAAUACCGCGGUCUCAAUAAGGCGAUGAAGAAAGUCAAAGGAUACUUUUCUUGGAUGUUCGGAAGGGUGACCGGUGUUAACUGGAAAAAGUACCGCUACAAGAAACUGCAAAAACAUUGUCUACAAGAGGAAAGGAAAUCGAUGAGGAAGUUCAUUUUCCCAAAAUACCAAAUGUUUGACAUCAGGAAUGAUCCAACUGAGAGAAUCAACAUUGUUACAGAAAAGAUUAGCUUAUUCGUGAAAAUGAAGCGCCGACUUGACAAUUAUGUUACGCAGGAGGUUGAGCCCCAAAGCAGACGGAAAUAUGCUCGGUCUAACCCCGAAAUGUACAGCGGGACGUGGUCAGUUGGAUGGUGCUGAGGGAUGUGGUCAGUUGACAGGUGCUGAGGGGACGUGGUCAGUCAGCUAUAUAGCUAGAUGGUGCUGAAAGGACAUGGUCAGCUGGCAGGUGUUGAAAUACAUUGUCAGCUCGCCUGUGAUGAAACAAAUCUCUAAUCCGGUGAAUCAGUGUCGGACGCCAUUCUUGUGUUCAGGAUCGGCUCACUUGGUUCUACAAUCAUUGACAGAAUACAAAGCAUGACAGCUAAAUGUAUUGGAAUGUGUGUAAAAAGAAUCUCAGUAUAUAUAUUUUUUUCAAUCGUUGAUUAAUAUCAGUUGUUCACGUAUUACCCGGAUGCUAGAAUAAUAGGAACAGAAGAGAGUGGUCCCUCUGGUAAUUCAGGCGCCGAAAUCGGAGUAUUCGCUGAAUUCACGAGUGCGCAUGCUUUAUGUCAUGGAUGUGUUCGUCCGCGUGAUAAUUAAGUGCUAUAUAUUGUUUCCUUUUAAGACGUGUGAUAUUGUUUUUGUUACAUAUCAAUAUUAGUUUAUAUACGUGUUAUCAUUUUCAUGAAACAGUACAUAUAAUUGCGACGUAUUGGCAUUUAUUUCAGAAAACAGAAAAUGUAAGCAUAGUAUGAAAUGGCAUUAACAUAAUUAUAAGUAUUCUUGUUUCAAGUCGCCGAGUUUAUCAAAGAAUAACAACUAAAGAGUUACGAGACUAGUAUCGGUAUUACAGCCUUUUGUUUCGCAACCCAAAAAUGGAAUGUAGUUUUAGUUUCAUAUUGUUGGCCUACAAAAUUGACAAAAAACAUUCGUAAGUUUUUUUUAUCUAGUGACACGGACGUGUUAAGGGCUUCCUUUGUAAGACAGCUUACUUUCCCCAUCGUCGGUACCCGAGUGAUUUGUUUUCCGCAUUGCUCUGAUCGACCUUGUGUUGGCAAUGACACGAAAAAUCCAGCAAUAUGAUUGGUUCCGUAUAUAAUGGCUACGGAAAGUCAGACCGAUCAGAAUGUCGUUUUAUAUGUUCGUUGGUUCGUUAAACAAGAUGUCAGAUGACAAGCAAUGCCGAAACAUUGGCGCAGCCAUCUUCGUAUACUCUUUCUAUUUUCAGCCGAAGAAGGCUCAUUAAGAAGCAUUUUGAUUGGUCGAUACAAACAUUAAUAGUUAUGCCAAAGCGAAGUUUAUUCAAGCCCGUGCUCCCACAGGUCAAACAAGUGAAAACGUAGAGAAGACUGUGGGGGACGACCAUGCAUAUCCCCCGUUACCGGUGACGAUUUUAUUAUAUUGUAAAUAGUGACAAUUUUCUGGACACCGGUGAGAACUUGUUUUGUUGUAGCCGUGUUGUUUUUUUCAAUAGCGACAUUUGAUUUUUUCGUAAUUAACGAUGGCAUACAUUGUAUUAUUUUACCUUUAACUAUUGAGCACUCCCCGUCGUAACCUGUAAUAUCUUUCUUUCGUCGCGUGACGAUUGUUUUGGUUAUGUUAUAGCCAGUAACAGUUUAUAUAUACUAUAGCUGAUGACAGAAUAUUUUCUUGCAACAAGUGAGAUUUUCUUAGAAAAAUAGACUUUGUAUCUUGUAUCUUGGUUCAACAGAAAACUGUAUAAGAAGCUACAGUAGCAGCACUGGUUACCCGGAAACUGUAGCGACACUGGUUCUCCGGGAAAUCUGUAUAGCGACACUGGUUCUCCGGGAAAUCUGUAUAGCGACACUGGUUCCUUGGGAAACUACAGAGUCAAUGGUUCCCCGGGAAACUAGCGACAUGGCUUUCCGGGAAACUGUUUAAUGGUACUACUUUUCCGGGGAACUAUAACGACACUGGUUUCUGAGAAACUGUUUAAACACUCAUGUUCCCCAGUAAACUGUUUAGUGACACUGGUUUCACGGCAAACUGUUUAGCGAUACUGAUUCUCAGGGAAACAGUGUAGCGACAUUGGUUCCUCGGGGAACUGUUCAGUGGCACUGAUUAUCAGGAAAACAAUGUUGCGACAUUUGUUUCUCGGAAAACAGUAGCGACAGUUUUUCUCCGGGAAACUAGCGACAUCGCUUUCCGGGAAACUGUUUACUUGCAAUGGUUUUCCGGGGAACUAUAGCGACACUGGUUUUCUGGGAAACUUUCUAGCGACACUGGUUUCCGGAAACCUGUUUAAACACUCUUAUUCCCCGGGAAACUGUUUAGCGACUUUGGUUCUCAGGGAAGCAGUGUAGCAACAUUUGUUUCUCGGGAAACUAUAGUGACACUGAUUUUUGGAAAUCUGUUUAGUGAUACUUGUUCUAGGUUAAACUGAAGCUUUCAGAUGAUCGUGCGACUGCAGUAUUAAUACAUAUAUUCUGCUUUUAAUAUGGAGUCGUACAAAAAUGACUGUCUUGCACUUUGCUGCCGAUGAAAUGUUUAUUUGAUAUACUAGAUAUCGUUUGAUUGCGUAUUGCCUUGAUAUAUAUUGAUGCAUUCCGAUAGCUUUCACGCACACGAACUACUGACGACGAUUACCGAAUGUGUGAUCUAAAUUAAACUAGAAAUAUAAAUAUAGAUUGUGACGUUAGUGCUAAAUUACUACUUAUAAAUCGUGAUCCGUUUUCACCGAUGGGAUUUCGAUAUCGCCAUAGUGGUUUCUAAUUACCAACAAUUAAUUUUGAUUUAUUAAGGAAUCUUGUUCCCUUGUUCAGCACUAUAACAUUGCACUAAAACUCAGGACUAACGGGUUAAUAGAGGGACCACGAAGUACACAGUUUGUAUACAGAAGUUAACUGUGUGUGUAUAUUAAACUGUCUGACAUUAUUAUUGACACGUCAACAGGAUCUUGAAAUUGUCUGGAAAAUAAUUACGUGAGGGCGUGAGGGACCUUAAUUGACUGACAAUCAAAAUACAUAUUUCAUGUACUUAAGACUUGCAUGCUAAGGUAAGUUUUUUUUUUUUUUUUUUUUAUGUUUUUUUUUUCUUUUCUUUUUUUGUGAAUUAUGAAGUAGAUUUAUAUCUAUAUGAUAAAUAAAUUGUAUGUAUUUCCAGAGACUGGUAUUUCAUUUGCGGUAUGAACUGUGGAUAGUAGUGUGAAUUAUAUAAUAGAUUAAAUAGAGUGUACACUGUGAGAAGUUUGAAGUACGUAACAAAUUAGAUAUUACGUACUUUGUUAGUGGAAUAAUAGAUGAUAUAGUGUGUUCUGAUUAGCAGUGUGAACGAUGUCAUAUAAAAUAGCAUUAUAGCAUCAUACUAUGUUGUCACCAAUGUGAGUUAUGUAAUAAACUUGUUAAAGAGA